AUGUCGCUGCCAGGUCCCGGUGCGGCCAUCGAGCCCGAUGAUUACGAUGCCGACUCGACCUACGAGGGCUCGCUUGGCGAUGUCAGUUACACCACCUCCAUCACCUCGAGUGCCAUGAGAUACACAUACGAGAACGGUCGCAGGUAUCAUUCAUAUCACGAGGGCGAAUAUGUAUUGCCAAACGAUGAACAAGAGCAGGAUCGCCUCGAUUUGAGCCAUCAUAUCUAUAAAAUGCUCUUCCGCGGCGCGCUGUAUCGCGCCCCUAUCGAUGAGCCCCGGCGCGUGCUGGAUAUCGGAACGGGGACGGGUAUUUGGGCUAUUGAUUUUGCCGAUGAGCAUCCCGAAUCAGAGGUCAUCGGAAACGACCUGAGCCCCAUCCAACCCUCCUGGAUCCCCCCCAACUGCCGCUUCGAGAUCGACGACUACGAACAACCUUGGUCCUACAGCAAAAACUUCGACUAUAUCCACGGCCGCGAGCUCGAAGGCUUUAUCCGUGACCACGACCAUGUCUUCCGCCAGGCCUUCGAACACCUCGCGCCCAACGGAUACUUCGAAAUCGCCUCCUUCGAGGUCAACACCUACUCCGACGACGAGUCGCAUCUCAAGGCCAAGUGUCUCGUCGAGGCCGUGAACCUCAUGCACCAAUCAUCAAAGGAGUUCGGAAAGCCCAUGAGUACCACGCAUACGUGGAAGGAGAAGAUGGAGAAGGCGGGCUUUGUCAACGUCACCGAGGAGAUUUACAAGCUCCCCCAAAGCCCCUGGCCCAAAGACCCCAAACUCAAAGACCUCGGCCGCUACCACCAAGUCAACAUGUUCGAGGCCAUCGGGCCCUACUGCUACGCGCUCUUCACGCGCGUCCUGGGCUGGCGUAAAGAGGAGAUUGAAGUCAUGGUCGCGGGCAUGCGAAGGGAAUUGCGGGAUUUGUCGAUCCAUCUUUAUACAAAGGUGCAUGUUGUUUAUGGGCAGAAGCCGGAGACUGCGUCGUGA
Aspergillus chevalieri is the source of this 987-nucleotide messenger RNA. Its product is annotated as class I SAM-dependent methyltransferase. The transcript has 9 exons. The coding region runs from base 1 to 987 and encodes 328 amino acids. Lineage: Eukaryota; Fungi; Ascomycota; Eurotiomycetes; Eurotiales; Aspergillaceae. Gene Ontology annotation, molecular function: methyltransferase activity. The record is from RefSeq and is a predicted model, not a curated record.